CGAUAAGGACGCGUGUGAGGUCGCGACUGCUUACGUUGUCGCCGGUGAGGAGCGCCUGCGCCUGUUUGUUUCAGAUGUUGUCCUGUCUUCAUCGCUGGAGCCUCCAGCGCUUCGCUUUUGGACCUUUUUCGAACAGCUUUUUCCAAGCGCAGUCCUCCUUGGUGCCGGAGAUCAGUCCAUGCUGGAGAUCAUCGAGGAAUGGACCACAACCAUGCAUUCGACCUGGUUGGGUGUUCCAGCAACGCGAGAAAAUGAAUCCGAGGACCUUUCAAGAACAUCUUCAUGGCAUGCGUUUGGGAUGAGUUCCGAGCUUGCCGCACUGCCCGAGUUCUUACACCCAACGCUAGCUGGUGACAUCAAUCAUUAUGAUGCAGAAGGAAGUGCCUGAAUCUGUUGUCAUAUUCAUAUUCAAGAAAACUCCAAGCCGGUGCUGGAUACAACAAAUUCUACAAGAAGUUGACGAAAUUCCUUAAUUGGCACGUCGCUUGAAGAAGAUGAGUAUGAGUCUAUUUUCCCAGUCAUAAGCAUGUAGCAGCCCUUGUGUGGUUGUGGUUGUCGUCGGUGAGCCCUUGGCUUGCGUUUAGCUCUUCCUCAGCAGGAGAACGAGAAGAGCGCGUCGUUGGUAUUCUUGAUAGUGAUGCAACAGCCAGUAUCGUUGAAGAUGUACGAAUGCCGGGAAUAGGCGAAAAAGACCACGAAAUUCUCUUCCUGUCAUAUGCAAACCAGUCCUCGUUCGUAGACAUGACCUUGUCGCAACGUUCAGAGGAUGACAAAGCUGCGGAAAAAGCAGGAAAAGCAAAGCAGAAUAAAUUUCAACAGUUAUUGCGAUGAUGAGACGAUGUCUGUCAAAAUUAACUAGAAAAAAUAGAGUAGCUCCUACUCCUAGUAUACGAUAUUUAAUUCCAACCUCUGGCUUCGAAAUUGCGGAGCGGCGGCCAUACCAUGGAUUUCAUAUAUAACUGGUUCGGUCCCCGAUUGGUUGACGUAUCCCCUGAUCAGGCUGAACGCAUUCACAACCAUUACAUCGUUGUUGAAUCUGUUUCCUCUUGCUGGUAGUCUAGGAUGACUAUUUGAGACGCGAAUGAAUGAAAAGCCUCGCAGCUUGCGAAUUAAUUAAGUACUUGCAAUGACCAGGAGAUGCAGAGGCUGAGCUGCAGCUUCAUGAAAUUAUAUAUAAAUAUGUACUACUAGCAGGACAGCACAGCGCUGCUCUAAUGAGGUGCAUGACGGGGAAAGCGGCGCCCGGCUCUACGAUAUCCACCAAAAGGGGACAAACCGUCUUCAAGUUCGACGCGUUGUGCAACGCACUUGACAGUGAGGCACACUGCCUCAGCGAAUUGGAUAAGGAUGCGGCGCACUCGCAGGUCAGCGCUGAAGCCCUCGCGAGUAUUACGGACCAUUUCUCAAAUUUAGUGAGAAUUAUUCAGGUGCACAAGGACAAGCAGGGUGGUGCUGGAUGUGACCGUUCUGUCUGAUUUCAUUUUCAAGAAUUGCCUAGCUACGGCGAAUGGCCAAUGACUAAGUCAGGUUACGAAGCUGAAAACCUUGUUUUCUCUAAGAGGAUCAAAGCACAAGCGAUGCAGAUCUAUGCAUACCGUUUCGACGUUGAAAAGACCGCGCAAGGCGCAGUACAGCGCUACAGUUCGGUGGACACCAGCAUGCGGCGCUUGUUCUCACCCGUGAAGGAUAGAACAAUGGAUGUGUCACGCUUUUAAGAGCAACUGCUUAAGUACUUACAACCAUCAACACGACCUCUGACUGCCGCAUGAAUGUGUAGAAGGGGCCAUCGUAAGCUUUUCCUUUUGCCUGCUGAAGACAUUGAGUGCUUAUACACAAGAAGUAUGCGGCUAGCGUAGUUAGCACGAGAGGGCAGAAGUACUAGCUCCGGGGCCUUAGUGUGCUGGUGCUCCCGUAUGUAGCUGAGUCAAUUCUAAUCCAUCUGGUUGCAGAAGGAGAGAGAGCUUUUCUAUUUUUGCCAGGGAGAGGCGUUGCGCUUUGGGGUUGAAGGAAACACCUACUCAAAAUCCUCUCAACCGGCUUUACCUAGCUUCGGUGAUACACUCAGCGUGGCGCACAUUCGGCAGGAGCAAUUUGGAAAUUGUUACAUCUACGGAGUUCUGCAGGUUUUCGCACGAUUGGGGUGGCUUCGUUAUGGCAAGUAGGCUUAUACUUACUUUGCAUCACAUUCACAGUAAUAUCUAUUCUUGAAUCUUUCUUCAACAGACUGUCUUUUUGUGAAUCGAUUCCCUGUCCUUCAGCGCUUUGUGAAUCGAUUGAGACAUGAUUCAAUGUGUAAGUAGACAUAUUACCUCCGCUAUUGCAUAAUUCGCUUCAGCUACGGCUACGCGACGCGAUCCCCGCCCCCUACUGCUCUGUCUGGGAUUUUGCACACAACACGAGGAAGCUGAUGCGUGUAGCGAAUUCUUCCUGACUGCCUUCUAGUUGUGCCGAUUGUUGAAGUGACUCUUCUCUUCUAUAGCUGCCGUCCUCGUCUAGUUCUUCGCUGGGCUGACGUCUUCAGAAGUUAUCAAUGCAUGACCAGGGUCGGCUUACACGUUUACCACGAUGCAAAACAAAGGAUUGAUACAUAGAAUACACUUCGAUCAUUAUUACAGUAAGGUCCAUGAUGAUCAACUGCUGCUAAUUACGCGAGAUCAAGCCGUCGUCAAUUGGUGUAUACCGUGUCCGCCUAUUCCUCCAGGGAGCCUUUCGUG
Amoebophrya sp. A25 is the source of this 2714-nucleotide messenger RNA. The record is from the annotation of a GenBank genome assembly. Lineage: Eukaryota; Dinophyceae; Syndiniales; Amoebophryaceae.